AUGGAUCUUCAAGUGCCCUGCCUGAGUGGUGUGGACUAUGUGGCAACCGAGCGCAAGAAGAUGGCAGAAGACGUUGUGAAGUUUGCCGUCGACAUCUACGUGCACGGUUGCCUUACAAAGCCCGUUUACUAUCUGAGCGAGUGGGUGCCCCUCGUUGCCCAGAUGUGUCCCCAGGCCACUUUGUCCGACUCGCAGCGGCACGAUCUCAUAGCCCGCGUGCUCUUCGAGUCCGCAACCAAGUUCGGAGGAUUAGCUUUUAAGGCGCUUCAGUACGUGUCUCUGAGGACGGACAUCCCAUCUGGCUAUCGCCGCCACUUCUGUAAGGCGCUGGAAGAAGCAAGCUUUAUCAGUGAUCCGGAUGACAUCAAGCAGGCGCUGUCGUCCGUGGACUCGUCAUUGGGUGACCUGUCGGUCGGCGAGGUGUUGAAAUCAGGAAGCAUGGCUUCAGUCCAUGAAGCGUGGCUUGAUGGCAAGCCUGCGGUGUGCAAGCUGCUCCACCAGAAGGUGUGUCAGACCUACAAAGACGACCUUGACAUAAUGGUGCACAUUGCCAAAGAAGUGAACAAGGAGGAGCUGGCAAGAGGCAUAUAUCCAUUGUUGUCUGGGUUGGCCGAGAAGUUGGAGACUGUGCUGUCAGGGGAGACAGACAUGAGGAAGGAGGCGAAGAACCAAGGCUUUGUACGGCAGCACUUCGCGGGUUCGAGCAUUGUUGUGCCGGAGGUCUAUGAAAGCACGGAGCAAGUGCUUCUCAUGGAGAAGCUGGAUGGCAUUACCGGCUACGAAGCUGAGCAAAAAUGGGCAGAGGGCAAGGUGGUGGAUGUCUUCGGCCAGGAUCAACGUGUGCUCCUGUACUCGGCUUGGGGAGCCAUGCUGGCUGGAGAAACCUUGGUCCAUGCAGAUGCUCACCCGGGAAACUUCAUGGCAUGGGAACGUGGAGCGGUGGCUUUGCUCGACUUUGGCCAAUGCUUCGCCAGCAGCGAUGCGCAGGUGAAGAAGUUCAUGCGCUUUUUGGGGAACUUCCCAAGCUGUGCGGAUCCAAAUCAAGACGUCAAGAUCCUCGAAUCGCUACGGAAUUUGGGUGUCGAGGUUGAGACGAGCAAAGCGGUCACCGCUGCCCGCAUUCUCUUUUUGGGCAUGGAGGGUAAGAUGUUUGCGGACAUCGGCUCCAUUGACCCCGAGGUCGUUGGCUUGGUUUUGAUUUGCCAGGCUUUGUCGAGAUUCGAGGUGUCGGCCUCCGGUGGGCGUCAAAAAGUGGGGCUGAGUGACAAAUGCGAUCACCAUCGGGUGCUGAAGACCUUCAAGCAAGUGGCCAAGGUGGAGGGCUUGUGCUGCAAGUUCACUUGGGGCAGCUUGCAGGGCCAGGGCACGGUCACCUUCACGCCCGACUGCCUCAUGCUGGAGUUCCCCGGACCGCGCACCAACGAAGCCACGAAGGGACGCUCCGAGACACAGGUGGUCGAGGUCCCUCUCGGCCGGGUUGAGAACGCAAGUGCUGCCGUCUCCGGGGGCUUCCCUUUGCAUCUCUCAGUCACCUCGGAGCAGUCGGAACAGUUUGGGCCAACCAUCUUGAAAAUCAACUACCUCGAGGGGGAGAAGGCAAAGAGCGAGGAGAUCCUUCGAUUUCUGGGCGAGCUCUUCCCAGGUGGCUCGGACGCUUAG
Messenger RNA from Effrenium voratum, 1659 nucleotides. NCBI's taxonomy places the organism in Eukaryota, Dinophyceae, Suessiales, Symbiodiniaceae. The record is from the annotation of a GenBank genome assembly.